This is a messenger RNA of Sorex fumeus (smoky shrew), 2658 nucleotides long. It is a transcript of the gene KNOP1, whose product is annotated as lysine rich nucleolar protein 1. The record is from RefSeq and is a predicted model, not a curated record. The transcript has 5 exons. Bases 130 to 1500 code for a protein of 456 amino acids. Lineage: Eukaryota; Metazoa; Chordata; Mammalia; Eulipotyphla; Soricidae.
GCGCUGGCGCCCUGGCCGCGACCCGGAAGGAGCCGGGCCUCGCGGGGGCGGGCCUGCGACCUACGGUUCGCUUCCGGGUCGCGGCGGAGCGCGCUCUCACGUGCGGCCGGAGAAGUGGCGCCCGCGGUGAUGAUCACCAAGACCCACAAGGGUGAUCUGGGCCUGGGGCUCCCAGAGAAGAAGAAAAAGAAGAAGAAGAAGAAAGUGGUGCGGGACCCCGAGACUCAGUACUCGGUGCUGGACAGUGGCAAUUACUUCUCGGGGUUCUCCACCUCCCGGGCUGCGUCCCCCACCAAGUGUGGGGCCCGGGGGCGGGGCCCGGAGUCACCGCUGAUGAAGAAGAAGAAGAAGAAGAAGAAAGGCCCCUACAGCCCGCUCUGCGACGAGUCCCUUGUCCCUGAGUUCCGGGGCCGCCGCUCCAAGCCCUCGAGCCCCAGGAGGUCCGAGCUGGCUGGCGGGGGUGGUGGGGAGAAGAAGAAGAGGCGGAAGUCGCUGUGGCCGCUGACCUUGUCCCCUGACGCCCGGACCAAGGGUCUGGACCCCCGGCCAAGCGAGAAGGCCAGCAGCAAGAAGCUGAAGAAGGCCCGCAAGAAAUCCCCGGAGCCCGGGCUCUCUGCAGGCCACGCCGCCUGGUUCUGCGAGGCGGGGGACGCCAUGGACACCCUGGGGGGUGCGGCCGGGGACGAGCCGGCCGCCUGGGGGCAGAAGCGCAAGCAGGGGAGCCCCAGGAGCGGCGCCAAGCUCAAGCGGAAGAAGAAGACCUGCUGCCCAGAGGUGGAGCUCGCCCCCGGCCUGGCCCGGCGCUCCCGGGCCCUGGACAGCAGCCCGCGCAAGUCCGGCAAGAAGAAGCCGGCUAAGGGCUUGGACGCCGCCGAGUGCCUCCCCAUCGGCGACGGCCCCAAGGUCCCCACGAAGAAGAAGCCGAAGAAGUGCAAGGAGAAGGCGGGGCUGGCCGACCUGGAGGAGCUGGCCGCGAAGCGCAAGAAGAAGAAGAAAAGGAGGGAGUGCCCCGCGGCGGAAGAGACCCCGCAGGAGGCCCCCGACACGGACCUGGAGGUGGUGCUGGAGAAGAAGGGCAACAUGGACGAGUUGCACAUUGACCAGGUGAGGCGGAAGGCCUUGCAGGAAGAGAUCGACCGGGAGUCAGGCAAGACUGAAACAUCCAACUCCAGCCAGUGCCAGUGGACGGAGACCCGUUUCGGCCAGUGGGACACCUCGGAGUUCGACACCGAUGAGAAGAGGCUGAAGUUCUUCAAGCUGAUGGGCGGCCUCAAGAACCUGUCGCCGUCCUACAGCCGCUCCCGUGACGUGAUGAGCAGGACCAACAUGGCCCUGGACCAGCGGGCGGCCGACAUGCUGCAGCGGCACCUGCAGCGCGACUACGACCGCGCCCUGGACUACCGCUGCCGGCGCGGCGUCGGCCUUGGCUUCCGCUCCCAGGCCGACCGGGUCUUCUACAUCGACAAGAACGGCUCCAGGUCGCUCAAGUUCGAAGAUUAAACGGCUGUUGUCCGCCUUCCCCACAGAAUCGCACUUGUGAGUCGGGCCGGCGUGAGCCGGAGUCUCGGCCUGGCCCGGGCCCCAGACCCUGGAGAGGACGAGGGACAGCGGGGUGUGGCGGACACGUGGUGGGGAAGUGGCUGUUGAGAGCUGGGAGGCGGGCACAGGUGGGCCCCUCCCGGCCCCAGCCCCGGCCCAGAGCCGGGUGGCACAGCUCCUGCUCGGGGGCUCCCGGUGUGCCUGGCGGGGCCUCGUGGAAAAAACUACCCUGGCAUCCUAUUUACUUCCUCCUCCUCAUCGCAAACCAGGUGCUAUGAUGCUCCCCAUCUUACAGAUGAGGAAACUGAGGUGCAAGGGUGAAGGAGAUCGAUUUGCCAGAGCCAGCCCCCCCACCAAUCCAUUCACGCCAGCACCUGGGUCACUGCUCAUUUGUCCCCACCAGGGAGUUUUGUUCAGAAGAGCUCUGGGGACUCCGGGGUCCCGCAGAGGGAAAAGGUGCUUUCCCUUCCCUGGUUGCUGUUGGGGCCUCGCCCCCACGGUGCUUUUGCUCUUCCUGGCUCUGUGCACAGGAGCAAGCCCUGGCUAGGCUCGGGGGGGCCGUAUUUGGUGCUGUGGGAUCGAACCAGGCUCGGCCGCAUGCCCCGAGCCCUCUACUACCUCUGGCCCAGGAAUGGGAGUUCCGUAGUAGGCGGAAGAGGCCAGCGGGAAGCGGGCCGAGGAACGGGCAGGGAGAACAUCCGUCUUCCUCGCCCGUUUCAGCCGCUGCAGGCAGAGGCGCCUGGCUCGCAUCCCCAAAGAUGGGCCCGAACUUCCUCUGCUGGGUGGGGGCGGGGGGCCAAGCCAGCCUCCCCCUUUGUUCUUGGGGCUGAGCUCGGAGCCCAGGAUCUUGGGGGUUCUUCUGGGGACCUAGUGGCGAAUGGCAGGAACCAAUGUGUCCACGUCUGAUCUCUCCAGGUACCAGGAGUGUCCCCCAGCCCCCCACUCCGUCUCACAUCCCCAAGGGAGCCGGGCACCUUCACACAAUGUGGCCCAAACACUCCCUGUAGCCCUCCCAGCCUUUAGACCUACUGAAAUAGCCUCGUUUUUUUUUUAAGUGUCACAAGAAAGAAUUAUAAUGGAAAUAAUGGGUGAAAUAAAGGCCACCUUGGGCAUAUUUGA